This is a messenger RNA of Colletotrichum karsti, 891 nucleotides long. Its product is annotated as endonuclease/Exonuclease/phosphatase. The record is from RefSeq and is a predicted model, not a curated record. The coding region runs from base 1 to 891 and encodes 296 amino acids. The transcript has a single exon. Lineage: Eukaryota; Fungi; Ascomycota; Sordariomycetes; Glomerellales; Glomerellaceae. Gene Ontology annotation, molecular function: 3'-5'-RNA exonuclease activity.
AUGCUCGUUCAGCUUCCCUCCACAACCGCCUCCAGUAUGCUGAUCCGUAUGGUCAGCCAAAACGUUCGCUACGCCACAAAGAACCCUACGCCUAAAGAGAAACUGUGGAAGGACCGAGGCCCUAAGCUUAUCAACCAAUUGGACUUCAUCACGACUGGCCACGAGUCGGCCUUCAUUUGCCUACAAGAAGUUCUUUACUCCCAGCUUGAGGAGAUCCAAUCAUGGCUCGGCCCGAAUUGGGCGCACAUCGGACUUGGUCGUGACGACGGCAAGCGAGCCGGCGAGUUUUCUCCCGUAUUCUACCAAGUCAACCGGUGGCAGUGUGAACGAAGCGAGACGCUGUGGUUGAGCAAGACGCCAGAGAAACCAUCUAGGGGAUGGGAUGCUGUCCUGAACCGCAUUGUCACCGUCGGCGAAUUCGUCGACAAGCAGACGGAAGCCAGAGUUGUUGUCAUGAGUACCCACUUUGACCACAUCGGCGUCAGGGCACGCGAAGAAAGCGCCAAACUGUUGCUCAAGAUUGCCCGAGACUGGAGCAACGGCGCCAAUGGCAAGCCGCCCACUACAGUCCUCCUUGCCGGCGACUUCAACAGUACGCCAGAAGACAACGCCUACAAGACGAUGGUCGCACCGGACUCGGGCAUGGUCGACGUGUUCACGACGGUACCAAAGGAGAAACGCUACGGAAAUGAGAUCACCUACACCUCGUUUGAUGAACCGAACGAAAAGCCAACGAGAAUCGACUUUUUGUUUGUACAAGACCCGAGCCCAGCCACCAUCAGGACCUUUGGUGUGUUAUCAAACAAGUUUGACGAUGACGUCUUCCUCUCCGAUCACAGACCUGUCGUUGCCGACGUGGAAAUUCCUGUCUUACGGACAGCCAGCUCUUGA